This is a messenger RNA of Brassica napus (rape), 541 nucleotides long. RefSeq names its product mitochondrial import inner membrane translocase subunit Tim13-like. Gene Ontology annotation, cellular component: mitochondrial inner membrane. Bases 132 to 395 code for a protein of 87 amino acids. The record is from RefSeq and is a predicted model, not a curated record. Gene Ontology annotation, biological process: protein insertion into mitochondrial inner membrane. NCBI's taxonomy places the organism in Eukaryota, Viridiplantae, Streptophyta, Magnoliopsida, Brassicales, Brassicaceae. The transcript has a single exon.
CGUGAGGUAAAAACUAAACCUCUCUCUCUCUCUCUCGUGUAGUUGAAUAUCGAUUCAAUGAUUGAUUCUACUUGCCAAUUUUGUGUACUUAUAUAGAUUAUUUUAUGUUUCUUUUCGGUCGAUUUUAGUAAAUGGACUCCUACUCGUCAUCGUCGCCGCCUAUGGGUGCUUCUCCAUCUCCAGAGGCACUGAUGGAACAAAUUCAGGCGCAGCUCGCUGAAGCUUACGCCAAGGAGCUCAUCGAGACCAUGAGAGAAAAAUGCUUUGAUAAAUGCAUAACGAAGCCAGGAUCAAGCCUCAGCAGUGGUGAGAGCAGCUGCAUCUCUAGAUGUGUUGAUCGUUACCUGGAAGCUACUGGUAUCAUCAGCCGUUCUCUUUUCAGCCAACAACGUUGAACAUCACAAAACACUAUUUCACUUGUCUGUUUUUUUUUUUUUAAAAAAAACUUUGGUGGAGUCUUUGUUGUUAUUGCUCAUUGGUUGUUUGGGAAUCAAAUAUGAUUUUAUUCUAUAAACUUCUAAUUUGAUUAGUUUUAUUUUCC